AUGAGAACAGCCAGGAUUCAGCUUGAAUGGGUUAUCCCAUGGCUCACUCUCUACAUUGGACUAACUGCAGCCAACGUUGGCAUGCCAAUGUCCAAAAUGCCAACAAUUCAAGAAGUGAGACCCGCUCACAAUGGCCAGAUCUGCAGUACAUGGGGAAACUAUCAUUUUAAGACUUUCGAUGGAGAUUUCUUCCAGCUUCCCUCCCCUUGCAACUACAUCCUUGCGUCCCAGUGUAAGGGAAGCUACAGCAGUUUUAACAUCCAGUUCCAACGGCAGGAGAUGAAUGGGGUCACCUCCAUACAGAAGGUCACCAUGAAACUGGAUGGGGCCGUUGUGGAAUUAGACAAGACUUCCAUCAAAGUCAAUGAUGAACCUAUCAAUAUACCAUUCAGCCAGGUUGGCAUUUCAAUUGAAAGAACUGUCUCCUAUGUCAAAAUCGAGGCAAAGCUUGGCUUGGUCGUCUACUGGAAUGAAGAAGACGCCCUCUGGAUUGAGCUGGAUGCAAAAUUCAAGAAUGAGACCUGUGGCCUGUGUGGUGACUACAACGGAAUCCAGAUUUAUGAUGAGUUCAUCAUAGCAGACACAGGGGAGCAUGUAAGCCUUGAAAAUUAUGGAGAUGCCUGGACACUCAAUGGUCCUAAUGAAGAGUGUGAAGACGUCCCCUCUCCAGCCACAAAGACCUGUGAAAAAGAAAAAUCCACCUGUGUGAACCUGCUGUCAGUACCUGCCUUCCACAGCUGUCAAAACCUGAUUGAUGACGACUCUUUCAUCGACGCCUGUGUGAAGGACUUGUGCAGCUGUAACAGCAGCACUUCAUGCGUGUGUUCAACCAUAUCAGAGUACUCCCGUCAGUGCGCUCAUGCAGGGGGGAAACCAAAGAAAUGGCAGACCGCCCUAUUUUGUGCAAAAGCAUGCCCUUUCAACAUGGAGUAUAAAGAAUGCGGGAGUCCCUGUAUUGACAGCUGCAGCAGCCCACAGACAAGCGAAGUGUGUGAGGAUCACUGCGUAGAUGGAUGCUUCUGUCCAUCUGGGACUGUCUUUGACGACAUUACAAAAAGUGGGUGUAUUGCUGUUGACGAGUGCACCUGCCAACAUGAUGGCAAGCCAUACCCACCAGGGAAAUCAUAUUCAAGGGCAUGUCAAAAAUGCACCUGUACCAAGGCUCAGUGGCGCUGUAACGAUAUGGACUGUCCUGGAAUCUGCUCCGUGCUGGGUGGCUCCCACAUCUCCACCUAUGAUGAUAAAACUUAUGCUUUCCAUGGAGACUGCUCUUAUGUUCUCUCAAAGGAAACUAAUGGGACUUUCAGUGUCCUUGGUGACCUGGCCAAAUGUCAAAGAUCAGAGGAAUCAACUUGCCUGAAUGCAAUCACCCUAGUACUGCCUAAACACUUGAUGAUUGUAAUUGAAGCUAACGGACAGGUUCUGUAUAACAAACUGAUCUCUCCGCUGCCUCUUUUAAUGGAUGACGUAACAAUCUUCAAACCAUCCACAUUCUUCAUUGUAAUCCACACCAGCUAUGGGCUUGAUCUCGAGGUUCAGCUUUUGCCCAUCAUGCAGGUCUACAUCAAAGCCAGUGUUUCCAAUAAGGGAAAACUCAGGGGUCUUUGUGGAGAUUUUAAUGAUGUGGAAGCUGAUGACUUCAAAACCACAAAUGGAUUGAUUGAGGGAACGGCUGGGACAUUUGUCAACACAUGGAAGACUAAAACAAGCUGCCCUGAUGUGGCAAACACACUUAAGGACCCCUGUGCUUUGAACAUAGACAAGGAGAAAUAUGCCAAAAACUGGUGCCCGCUGCUGUCAGACCCACAAGGGGUCUUUGCAACGUGCCAUUCUGAAAUAAACCCAGAAGACUAUGAAACUGCUUGUAUUUAUGACACCUGCGCCUGUCAGAACAGUGAGGAGUGUAUGUGUGCUGCUAUAUCCUCCUAUGUCCAUGCGUGUGCCGCUGAAGGUGUCUUAUUGAAUGGAUGGAGGGAUACCAUGUGCCGUAAGACUUGCCCUGCUACUUUUGUGUAUGGCUACCAAAUGACAAGCUGUGGUCGCACCUGCCGCUCUCUCAGUCAGUCAGACUUAACAUGUGAGGUUGACUUUACCCCAAUUGACGGCUGUGGCUGUGCUGAAGGAACUUACCUGAAUGAAAAGGGACUUUGUGUGACAGCCUCACAAUGCUCCUGCCUCGUGGGAGACAAGCUGGUACGCCCCAAGCAGAGCAUCAAAGUCCAUGGUCAAAGUUGUACACAAUGUAUAUCAGGAUGUGUAUGCCCUGCUGACCUGGUGUCUGAUGGCAAAGGAGGCUGCAUUAAGGAGGAGAAGUGUCCCUGCACAUUUAAUGGAGAAUCCUUUACUUCUGGACAGACUGUCACUGUGAACUGCAAUACCUGCACUUGCAAAAGCAGAAUGUGGGAAUGUACAGCUCAUGAGUGUGAUGGAACCUGUACCAUAUAUGGAGAAGGUCAUUACAUCACUUUUGAUGAAAAGAAAUUCUCCUUUAAUGGGGACUGUGGCUACAUCUUCACUCAGGAUUACUGUGGGGAUGAUAACCAAGGCACCUUUAGGGUCCUGACUGAGAACAUCUUAUGCGGAAGUGGAAGCAUCUGCUCCACUGCUAUCAAGCUCUACUUAGGGGACAAAGAAAUAAUUAUUUCAGAGGAAAACGUCCGAGUUAUCCAACAAAGCAAAGGGGUGGACAUUCCCUUUAAAGUCCACACUAUGGGCAUAUAUCUUGUCAUUGAGGCAAAGAAUGGACUUGUUCUCAUUUGGAAUAAGAAAACAACACUCAUGAUCAAACUCAAGUCCACAUUCAAGGGAAAAGUCUGUGGUCUGUGUGGAAAUUACGAUGGGAAUAUCAAGAACGAUUUUACCACCAGAAACAAAGGAGUUGUGGUUGAAGCCCUUGAGUUUGGAAACAGCUGGAAAAUGUUAGAUUCCUGCCCGAAUACAAUUGCACUAAACAAUCCCUGUAGUCUGUACUCACACAGGCAGGCAUGGGCAUUUAAACACUGCAGCAUUAUCAACAGUCAUGUAUUUGCUCAGUGCCACAAAAAGGUGGAUCCAAAAAACCAUUAUGAUGCUUGUGUGAGAGACACUUGUUCCUGCAACACGGGAGGAGAUUGUGAGUGUUUCUGCUCGGCUGUAGCAGCCUACGCAGCAGCCUGUAAUGAUGCCGGAGCCUGCGUGAAAUGGAGAACUCCCACGAUCUGCCCUAUAUUCUGUGACUUUUACAACCUUGAUGGAGAGUGUGAAUGGCACUAUGAACCUUGUGGGAAACCAUGCAUGAAGACAUGCAGAAAUCCCUCAGGAGUAUGCUUUAAUCACAUUCCAGCAUUAGAAGGCUGCUAUCCAAGUUGCCCGCCUGAACGAUCUUAUUUGGAAGAAGUUACCAUGAAGUGUGUGCCACAGAUGGAAUGUGGCUGCUAUGACAACGAAGGGAAGCAUUAUAAAGAAGGGGAGCGCAUGCCUCCAAAAGAAAACUGUCACAACUGUUAUUGUUCUUCAACAAAGAUGGAGUGCAGCUAUGACAAGCUAGUCACAGAAGAAUCUACAACAAAAACCACAGUCACAGGAAAGACCACAACCACAGAGAAACCUACCACAACAAUGGAAACAACCCCAGCUGACUGCUCUGUAAAUUGUAAAUGGUCAGAUUGGAAAAACAAUAAUUACCCUGACACUAAAUCAGAGGGUGGAGAAUAUGAAACCAUUACAAAAAUUGCUGAUCAAGAUUCGAGUGUUUGCAGAAAACCUGUAGAAAUAGAAUGCAGAGCAAAAGAAAACAAAGAUGUAUCUUUGAAAGAUCGACAACCUAACGUUAUAUGCAAUGUAACGAAUGGACUGAUAUGUCAUAACAAAGACCAAUUGCCACUUAAGUGUUAUGACUAUGAAAUACGAGUGAAAUGUUGCGAAAACAUAUGUCCGCCUUCAACCACAAGCCCACCAACAACAACAACAGAACAACCCACCACAACCACAGUCACAGAAGAAUCUACAACAAAAACCACAGGCACAGAAAGCCCCACCACAACAACCACAGUCACAGAAACCCCAACAACAACAACAACAGAACAACCCACCACAACCACAGUCACAGAAGAAUCUACAACAAAAACCACAGGCACAGAAAAACCCACCACAACAACCACAGUCACAGAAACUCCUAGCACAACCAAAGAGAAUCCUACCACAACCACAGUCACAGAAAUCACAGAAGAAUCUACAACAAAAACCACAGUCACAGGAAAGACCACAACCACAGAGAAACCUACCACAACAAUGGAAACAACCCCAGCUGACUGCUCUGUAAAUUGUAAAUGGUCAGAUUGGAAAAACAAUAAUUACCCUGACACUAAAUCAGAGGGUGGAGAAUAUGAAACCAUUACAAAAAUUGCUGAUCAAGAUUCGAGUGUUUGCAGAAAACCUGUAGAAAUAGAAUGCAGAGCAAAAGAAAACAAAGAUGUAUCUUUGAAAGAUCGACAACCUAACGUUAUAUGCAAUGUAACGAAUGGACUGAUAUGUCAUAACAAAGACCAAUUGCCACUUAAGUGUUAUGACUAUGAAAUACGAGUGAAAUGUUGCGAAAACAUAUGUCCGCCUUCAACCACAAGCCCACCAACAACAACAACAGAACAACCCACCACAACCACAGUCACAGAAGAAUCUACAACAAAAACCACAGGCACAGAAAGCCCCACCACAACAACCACAGUCACAGAAACCCCAACAACAACAACAACAGAACAACCCACCACAACCACAGUCACAGAAGAAUCUACAACAAAAACCACAGGCACAGAAAAACCAACAACAACCACAGUCACAGAAACUCCUAGCACAACCAAAGAGAAUCCUACCACAACCACAGUCACAGAAAGCCCAACAACAACAACAACAACAACAACAACAACAACAGAACAACCCACCACAACCACGGUCACAGAAGAAUCUACAACAAAAACCACAGGCACAGAAAAACCCACCACAACAACCACAGUCACAGAAACUCCUAGCACAACCAAAGAGAAUCCUACCACAACCACAGUCACAGAAAGCCCAACAACAACAGGUGGAGAAUAUGAAACCAUUACAAAAAUUGCUGAUCAAGAUUCGAGUGUUUGCAGAAAACCUGUAGAAAUAGAAUGCAGAGCAAAAGAAAACAAAGAUGUAUCUUUGAAAGAUCGACAACCUAACGUUAUAUGCAAUGUAACGAAUGGACUGAUAUGUCAUAACAAAGACCAAUUGCCACUUAAGUGUUAUGACUAUGAAAUACGAGUGAAAUGUUGCGAAAACAUAUGUCCGCCUUCAACCACAAGCCCACCAACAACAACAACAACAGAACAACCCACCACAACCACAGUCACAGAAGAAUCUACAACAAAAACCACAGGCACAGAAAGCCCCACCACCACAACCACAGUCACAGGAAAGACCACUAUUGAAUCUCCAUCCUCAACACCUUCAACUCUUCAGUCUUCAACACCGGGCAGAACAACUGUAUGUUUUUGCAAGUACAUGGAUCAAAUCUUUUCUCCUGGUAGCUUCAUGUACAACAAGACUGAUGGAGCAGGCUGGUGUUUCACUGCGUAUUGCAAUUCGACAUGCAAUGUGGAGAAGCGUGCUAGACAGUGUCCCUUUACUACUCCAUCAACUCCUACCAGUACCACAACAAGCUCUGGCACUACAACACAAAUUGGCUCAACAUCAGCUACUGUAAUUACAGUAACCACAACGAAGCCCCCCACUAAAGACUGUUUGUAUCUCGAGCCAACUAGAAAGGAUGGUGAGUCCUGGAAUCCAAACAAGUGCACCACAGAAACAUGUAAAGACGCAACAGUUAUAAAAGUACAUGUGCAAUGUAAACCAGUGACCAAGCCUGUAUGUGAAAAUGGACAACCACCAGUGAAGGUUUAUGAUGAAAGCGGCUGCUGUUUCCACUAUGACUGCAAAUGUGUUUGCGCUGGCUGGGGAGAUCCUCAUUAUCUGACAUUUGAUGGCCAGUAUUACAGCUUCCAGAAAAACUGCACAUAUGUCCUCGUCAAAGAGAUCAUUCCUCGACACAACUUAAGCAUUCUUAUCAACAACGAAAACUGUGAUGCCUCUGGACUUGUGACCUGUCCUAAAUCCUUGAUUGUGAAUUACAAAAACUAUGAAGUUAUUUUUACACAGCAAAGAACCCCAAAACUCGCGUUCGUCAAUGGCAAGCAGGUAGUCCCAACCUACUUUAAUGAUGACUUCACCAUAACAAGUUCAGCAAUUCAGCUGCUUUUGAAAAUCCCGGAAAUUGAGGCAGUUGUGAUUUUCAAAGCGUUUACAUUCACGGUUGACUUGCCAUUUUCCCUUUUCCACAACAACACAGAGGGACAGUGUGGUGUCUGCGACAAUAACAAAAAAAACGACUGCAGAUUACCAAAUGGCAAGAUUAAUCCCGCUUGCUCUCAGAUGGGAGAGUGGCGUGUACAUGAUAAGAAUAAGCCAUAUUGUGACAAUCUACCUCCUACCACAACAUCAACUCCAACAUCAACACCAACACCCUGCGAAGCCGAUUUUUGUGAAAUUCUGAUGAGCGAGGUGUUUAAGGAAUGCCACAAAGUAAUCUCACCACGACCAUUUUAUGAGAGCUGUAAAUUUGAUGUUUGCCAAAUGGGAAAUAACACCAUCGGUUGUUCCAGUAUGGAGACAUACGCCAGCAUGUGUGCUGCCUGUCCAAACUGGAGGGAUGCUACAAAUGGACAGUGUGAAUUUAAAUGUCCAGGAAAUAAGGUCUACAAGCCUUGUGGGCCAACUGUUGUACCAACUUGCAAUGCAAGAUACAAUGAGAAGUAUGUACAACAAUGCCACGAACAAAAUGUCAACCGGAGCCAAGACUGUAAUGCCGUGAUGGAGGGAUGUUUCUGCCCAGAGGGGAUGACUUUGUUCAGUUCAAAAUCUGACCUCUGUGUCUCCACAUGUUGCACUGGACCUAAUGGCGAACCCAAACCGCCUGGUGAGACUUGGAAGAGUGGCUGUAAGCAGUGUGUUUGUGAUGACGACACUCAGGGUGUUCAGUGUGAGCCACUUACAUGUCCCACUCAAGAACCAAUAAAGUGCAAUGAGGAAGGUGAGGUGUUGGUGAACCGCACAGUGGACUGCUGUCAAAAACUGUCCUGUGAAUGUGAUAACAAACACUGUUCGCCAAUUCCGAAGUGCAAACAAGGAUUUGAGUUGGAUAUCAACACGACAAAUGGCUCGUGCUGCCCGUCUUACGACUGUGUACCCAAAGGCGUCUGUGUCUUCAAUGAUACUGAGUACAAGCCCAGUAUGGAUUUCUCCAAAAGCCCAUGUGAAACAUGCAAAUGUACUGAAACUCAGGAGCCAAUAAGCAAGUUAAACAAGAUUGAGUGUGCUGUGAUGGAGUGCUCAAUAUUCUGUCCAGAGGGCUAUGUGUAUGAAACAAAACCUGGACAGUGUUGUGGAUCAUGUAAAAAGACAAGAUGUGUUAUGGAGAUUCCAGGCUUCACUUCUCCAAUAAUUAUCGAACCUUCUCAGUCUUGGUCACCACCAAAGGACAACUGUACCAAGUAUGAUUGCCGUAAAGUCAACGAUGAGUUCAUAAUCUCUGAAAGACAAACAACAUGCCCUGCAUUUAAUCCAGAGGACUGCUUUCCUGGAACCGAAGAAAUGGACACUAACGGUUGUUGCAAAACUUGUACUCUUCGUACCAACUGCCAAAUGAACAAGAACACCACCUAUCUGCAGAAAGAGAACUGCAAGUCAGUUGUGCCAGUGGAAAUCACAGCCUGUGUGGGAUACUGUGGAGAAUCCUCAUCAAUGUACUCUGCGAAGAACAACCGUUUGAUGCAUUCAUGCUCAUGCUGUCAAGAAAUGACCACCAGUGAGAAGGAGGUGGAGAUGAUCUGCGCUGACGGCAGCAAGAUAAAGCACUCCUACAUUUCAGUUGAAAAGUGUGGUUGCCAAAUCGCGAAAUGCAUGGACACCAUUGAAAACUAAGCUUAAUAGAAUGGAAAUAUACUUUUAGAAACUUCAACAAUUCCUCUUCAAAAACUACUAAACUCAAGACUCAAUAUGUAAAGACACACCUGUGUGUAUUCAGCAGCCCCAAACAAGGGCAAGUUAAAUAUUAUAAACGGCAGAGAUAUUCUCUCUUUGCACUCACUUUCUCGUGAAUUGUCAGGCAGGCAGAUCCACAUAGUGCCUCAUGAUUACGGCACAUAUUUGUGUCCUGGUGUUUCUUUUAGCUUUUGAAGAGGUUGUUCCAUUAUACAAACUGUAUGAUUUGGUUUGAGGUUUUUCAAUCUUUUAUUGUAAAUGUCUUCAGAUAUAACAGUAGUUGUGUCAUUAUUUCAACAUCAAUAUAAAUGAUCUCAUAACCUAUUGGUUAUAGAAUGUAAAGAAUAUCCAAAUUCUUUAUCCAACAUCUGAUGUGUCAAACUUCUGCAAAUCUGUAUGUCUUCAGUGUCAUUAAAACUCAU
Cottoperca gobio is the source of this 8462-nucleotide messenger RNA. RefSeq names its product mucin-2-like. NCBI's taxonomy places the organism in Eukaryota, Metazoa, Chordata, Actinopteri, Perciformes, Bovichtidae. Gene Ontology annotation, molecular function: protein binding. Gene Ontology annotation, cellular component: extracellular matrix. The record is from RefSeq and is a predicted model, not a curated record.